AUGAAUUUCUUUGGCGCCUUCUUUGCGCUCGCCAUCUGCGCGACCUGUGGAUUAACCCAAGCGGAUAUAUCACUCAAGCUCCGGCAGCAGCAACAGCAGCAGCAGCAGCCGCUGAUCACCAAGGAGCAGUACUACAAGACGGGCGGCUUCCAGGAGAGCAAUUACGGCAACUCCGGCUACCAAAUCUUUGAGGUGCACAACCACUAUCAGGGCAAGAACAACGCCUAUCUGCCGCCCCACCAGGAGGUCCAUAAUGGGCCCCCUCUGGACGACAGUUUGGAUGUGUCUUUCCUGAACUUUGCCGAUCUGGGCCUGCAAUCGCAUGCCCAGGCUGCCCCAGUAGCUCCAUCUGCUGCCCCCGUGGCAGUCUCUGUCUCUGCCCCCGCUCCAGCUCCAGUUCCAGCCCCUGCUUCCGUUUCCGUUUCCGUACCCUUCCCUUCAAGCUAUCAGCAUAACUUCCAGCGUACGCAGUCCCAGGCUGUCGCUCAGUCUUCCUCCUCUGUCUUUGGCGCCCAGCCCUAUCUGCCCCCUACAUCGUCCACGCCCAUUGUCCAGCCACAGCAGCAGCAACAGCAGCAGCAGUACCCACAAGAGAGCUACGAGGCUCCAGGAUACUUGCCCCCUGUCACCGCCACGGAAGUUUCAAACCCAGAGACCAACUAUCGGGCACCCGACUAUCUGCCUCCCACAGCCUCCUAUCCGCAACAGCAGCAGCAGCAGCAGCAGGUCUAUAGGGCUCCUGCCUACCUACCACCUCAGCAGCAAGUGCAGCAACAAGUGCAACAGCAAGUGCAACAGCAAGUCCAGCAGCAAGUGCAGCAGCAAGUGCAGCAACAAGUGCAGCAGCAAGUGCAGCAGCAAGUGCAGCAGCAACAGGCACCUGCAGUAGCACAGGAAUAUAAUGCACCUGGAUACCUGCCACCUGGCUACGACUUCGAGAAUCCCGAUAGGAUACCACUAUCGCUGAUACAGUCCCAAUCUGUUGCUCCUGUACAGAAUGUUGCUCCAGUUCAGCAAGUGGCUCCGGUCCAGAGUGUGGCUCCCGUUCAGCAAGUUGUAGGCGACUACCGUGCUCCUGACUAUCUACCACCCGGAUACGAUGAGCCCCAGCCUCAGCAGCAGCAGCCACAGACCCAGACGAACAUCAUCUACCAGCAGCAGCAGCAGCCUCAGCAGCAGCAACAAGUGUUUGUUGCAUCCAGUCAGGCCAGUGUUGGCCCGAGCCAGCCCGUGGCCCUGCCUGACGGCUAUGACUUCGUGAAGCCCGAGAAUUCAGAGGCAGCCAUUGCCGAGCUCCACAGCCUGCAGACCCAGACGAAAUUGCUGAAGCAGCAGCAGCAGUUGCAACUGCAACAGCAACAGCAACAAUUGCAGCAGGUGCAGCAGCAGCAGCAACAACAGCAGCAGCAGAAACAGAUUGUGGUCCAAUCUCAGUUGCAGGUAUCCACGCAGCAGCAGGGAUCCGAUAUUAUCUAUGGCCGACCAAAGUCGCAGCAGCAGCAGCAGCAGCUGGCGACAGGAGGAUACCAGGUGCAGCAACAAUACACUGCUCCCGGCUACCUGCCACCGUCCGGUGCCGCCGUUACUCUGCAGGCUCCAGCUCCAGUUGCCAUUUCCAUUCCACUGCCUUCUCCUGUACCGGCUCCCGCACCCGCUCACGCUCCCACGCCUGUUGCCAUUGUCCGUGCAACAUCGUCCGCCACACAGCAACAGUACACGGCUCAAGGCUACUUGCCACCAGUGGCUAUUGCUGCCGCUCCAGCUCCAGUUGCAUCCCCACUGCCAGCUCCUGUCCCGGCUCCAGCACCAGCUGCAGCUCCAGCGCCAGUUGCCAUUGUCCAUGCCUCAUCUACAGCCACGGCUUACCGAGGCCACCAGCAACAGCAACAGCAGCAGCAGUACAACGCUCCUGGCUACCUGCCCCCAGUGGCUGUUCGUGCUCCAGUGACACCUGCACUGCCCGCGCCGGCUCCCACCCAGAUAACGCACAUCCAUUCGCUGAGGAGCUACAUGAACACGGUGCAGCCAUUCGCCCGCUAUGCCCAGCCAGUGGCUGUCCGCCAGCAGCAGCAUCAUCAGCAUUACCAGCACCGCCAACAGCAGCAGCAGCAGCAGCAGCAGGUGUUCGAGGUGGCUCCCAUGUACCGCGAGCAGUCGAAGCGUCCCCGUUUCUAUGCCCCGGCCAUGUCCUAUGUGAGCAACGCCCUGCCUCGUCAGCAGCACCACCUCCACCACCAUUAUCAUCGCGUGGUGCAGGCACAGGCACAGUCGCAGGUGCAGGUGCAGCCCCGGCCCCGGCCCCAGGUGGUCACCCAAAAACUGCUGCCAGUCGGACCUGCCCCCACUCUGAGCCUGAAGGCGCAGCAGUCGCUGCAGAGGUUCAUGCCCAAGGAUGUCCAGGUGGCCGUGAACGUGGCUAUGGCCGCGGCCCCCGUUCCCUCCCCCCACCGCGGCAGCUCCCGAGUGCGGACCGUGCAGAUUGUCAAGCCGCAUGCGGUGCGCACCUUCAAGGUACUGGAGACGAUCGACCAGGCUGGCGUCAAGACGAUCAAGAUCCUGGGGGCCACCAACGAACAGCCCCAGGGGCAUCAUCACGUGGUCAAGGUGGUCACCCAGGAUGCGCACAGCGGCACCGAGAGCCACGUGCAGACGGUGAAGAUCUACGAUGACCUGCAGUCAUAUGCCCAGCCGUCGGGAGCCUACGGUGGCCUUCGACUGGCGCCUCAGGCGGCACCCAGAAGCAAUGGGUACCUGCCGCCGGUCGGAGGACCCCGUCCCAGGACCCGCAUCGUGCGACAGACAUCAGCCUCAUCCUCAUCCUCAUCCUUCGGCAAGACCCUGCGCCUGUUCCCGGUACCCAGGGGGCUGUGA
This is a messenger RNA of Drosophila persimilis, 2871 nucleotides long. RefSeq names its product transcription factor SPT20 homolog. The transcript is spliced from 5 exons. NCBI's taxonomy places the organism in Eukaryota, Metazoa, Arthropoda, Insecta, Diptera, Drosophilidae. Bases 1 to 2871 code for a protein of 956 amino acids. The record is from RefSeq and is a predicted model, not a curated record.